Ricinus communis (castor bean) is the source of this 1395-nucleotide messenger RNA. Its product is annotated as putative GDP-L-fucose synthase 2. NCBI's taxonomy places the organism in Eukaryota, Viridiplantae, Streptophyta, Magnoliopsida, Malpighiales, Euphorbiaceae. The coding region runs from base 245 to 1210 and encodes 321 amino acids. Gene Ontology annotation, biological process: nucleotide-sugar biosynthetic process. The record is from RefSeq and is a predicted model, not a curated record. Gene Ontology annotation, molecular function: GDP-L-fucose synthase activity. The transcript has 2 exons.
AAAAGAAGUUUCCUCAUCAAAAUAAUCAAAUGAGCCCAAAAAUAAAAAAAUGGGCUCACUUCCCCACCUCAAAGCCUCGCUCCCCAUCUGUUCAUUUCAUUCGGUCAUUUUAAACCCCAAGCCUGCGUACCUCUACAGUCAUUUGUAUACCACUUCCCCAACGUUUAUGAACUGCUGCCGUUAGCUGCUUCAGUUUCAGAGCCUGCUCUGCUGUGCUGUGCGCCUGCUUAACCCGGAGAUUCUAAUGGCCGACGAUCCAUCAUCGUCUUUCCUUUCGGACAAAUCUUCCAAGAUCUUCGUAGCGGGCCACCGCGGUCUUGUCGGUUCAGCCAUCGUCCGCAAACUCCACUCUCUUGGCUUCACCAACCUUGUUCUCCGCACCCAUUCCGAGCUCGACCUCACUCGCCAAUCCGACGUCGACUCAUUCUUUGCUGUUGAAAAGCCCAAAUUUGUAAUCUUGGCAGCUGCCAAAGUUGGGGGUAUACACGCGAACAACACUUAUCCAGCUGAUUUCAUUGCCGUCAAUCUCCAGAUCCAAACUAAUGUAAUCGACUCCUCUUAUCGGCAUGGCGUUAAAAAAUUACUCUUUCUCGGUUCUUCUUGUAUCUACCCUAAGCUAGCCCCUCAACCUAUUCCUGAAAAUGCUUUGCUCACUGGUCCUUUAGAGCCCACUAACGAAUGGUAUGCUGUUGCCAAGAUUGCUGGUAUUAAAAUGUGUCAAGCUUAUAGAAUUCAGUACAAUUGGGAUGCCAUUUCUGGAAUGCCCACCAAUUUAUAUGGUCCAAAUGAUAACUUCCAUCCUGAGAAUUCUCAUGUUCUUCCUGCUUUGAUGAGGAGGUUUCAUGAAGCCAAAGCCAAUGGGGCCAAAGAGGUCGUCGUCUGGGGAACUGGAAGUCCGUUGAGGGAGUUUCUACAUGUUGAUGAUUUAGCUGAUGCUGUUGUGUUUUUGAUGGAGAGGUACAGUGGGAUUGAGCACGUCAAUGUUGGGAGUGGAAAGGAGGUCACGAUUAAGGAAUUAGCUGAACAAAUGAGGGAGGUUGUGGGUUUUCAAGGUCAGCUUGUUUGGGAUAGUUCGAAGCCUGAUGGUACUCCUAGAAAGCUCAUGGAUAGCUCCAAGCUUUUGGGGUUAGGUUGGAGUCCUAAGGUUUCUCUCAAGGACGGUCUUGUUGAUACUUACAAGUGGUACUUGGAGAAUGUCAUCAAGCAAUGAUGCUAGGAGGUGAUUGUAUGUGUUUUUAUUCCAGAUGUUGGCAAUUUCUUACUUUUGCAGCUAUUUCAGAUAUUGCCUUGCAAUAAUAAUUUAUGACAUUCAUUCUGUAAUGCUUAUAUGGGAUUGUAAGAUGAGACGAAUCAUCCAAGUUUACCAGAAAUUAUAUGCUUUUGUGUUUAUUUAAA